Messenger RNA from Tripterygium wilfordii, 857 nucleotides. RefSeq names its product 30S ribosomal protein S16-2, chloroplastic/mitochondrial-like. The record is from RefSeq and is a predicted model, not a curated record. NCBI's taxonomy places the organism in Eukaryota, Viridiplantae, Streptophyta, Magnoliopsida, Celastrales, Celastraceae. Gene Ontology annotation, molecular function: structural constituent of ribosome. Gene Ontology annotation, biological process: mitochondrial translation. Gene Ontology annotation, cellular component: small ribosomal subunit; ribosome. The transcript is spliced from 4 exons. The coding region runs from base 180 to 563 and encodes 127 amino acids.
UCAGACUGUUAUGAGCCCAAUACACUGGAGGCCCAUACUUCUUACGCUUUGAGAAUUUUUUCUCCUUUGUCUACUGCUAAACUUAAACCUUCAAGGCUUCGACGCCGCAGCUUCCUCUCGCCGUCUGGUCGCCGUUCGGCUUCUUCCCGGUUGAUUUAGCGGAAAAUUAAGGUCAGAAAAUGGUAGUAAGGAUCCGAUUGUCGAGAUUUGGCUGCAAAAACAAGCCAUUUUAUCGGGUUAUGGCCGCUGAUAGUAGGUCUCCCCGGGAUGGCAAACACCUUGAAGUCUUGGGUUACUACAAUCCCCUGCCAGGUCAAGAUGGUGGCAAACGCAUGGGCCUCAACUUUGAGAGAGUGAAGUAUUGGUUAUCAGUUGGUGCACAGGCUUCAGAUCCUGUCCAGCGCAUUCUUUUCAGAGCUGGAGUUCUACCUCCACCACCUAUGGUUGCAAUGGGACGAAAAGGUGGACCACGUGACACGCGUCCUGUUGAUCCCCUAACUGGACGUGUCUUAAGUACUGAAAACUCAGCAGCUGCAGACCGACCUAAAGGUGCUGAAAACUGAGGAACCAUCUGAUAAACAUGAUGUUACUGUUCCAGCGAUUCUGUUGCUUUUGAGUCGAGGGAAAAUGGAGGGGUUCUUUUUUUUCUCUCUGAUUUUGGGAACUUAGCUCAUGUUUUUUAACAUUUAUAUUUCUGCCGACAAGAGCAGUGGUUGCACUUAGAAAUAACUCCCCCUCAUCUUGAGGAACAGCGGCUUGUCUAGAGACAUGGGUAGUUAACUUAGUACAGUAAUGCAUUGCGUGAAUCAACAGCGCAAAGCAGCAGGAUGAUGCUGAAUUUCUUUUAGGUCUUGUAA